Molecule: messenger RNA, 300 nt
Organism: Fopius arisanus
Lineage: Eukaryota; Metazoa; Arthropoda; Insecta; Hymenoptera; Braconidae
Product: pickpocket protein 28-like
Exons: 1
Coding region: 13-294 (93 amino acids)
Biological process (GO): sodium ion transport
Cellular component (GO): membrane
Molecular function (GO): sodium channel activity
Source: RefSeq, a predicted model, not a curated record
UUCUUAUCAUUGAUGGAUUAUGGAAUUUGUCGAUUUUAUAGGGGCGAAAGGACCCCGAAGGAGGUGACAGCAGAGGUGAGCUUCCAAUUCCCAAAGGACAAGUAUAUUCACGAGCAAGUUUUCGGUUUCAUCGACUUCCUAGCAGCCGUUGGAGGUGCUGCAGGACUAGUACUCGGUGCGAGUAUUCUCUCCUUCGUGGAGAUCUUCUACUUCGCAACUUUACGCUGUUUCCUCUACUACAGGAAGAUGCAGAGGGAGAAAAGGAGAUAUGAAAGGAUGAAGCAACGUUAUUAAAAAACA